AUGGCCUUGACAAAACGAACACGUUUUAUACUUGUACAAAGUACAAGUAAUGCUAAUGUAAAUGAAGAUAAUAUGGAACCAUAUCAUGUAAGUGUAUUUCGACGUUCAACAUCAAUGCCACCAUUACCAAAAUUAUCAUCAUCAAAGAAAAUAAAUUUUCCUCAACGUCAACAACAACAACAGUCUAUUGUAGUUUCAAAAUAUCAACGACAUGAAAAGGAUGAAACAUUAACAAAUAAAUUUUAUAAAUUAAAUAUUCAUACAAUGAAAAAAAAAUCUGCACGAAUAAGUAUGCGUUUAUCAAGUGCAUUUGGUUUAUCAGCACAUACAAUUGAUGAACAAUUUAAUUUUCAAGAACAACGUUUUCGUGCUAUUGAAAAAUUUUCAAGAUUAUUUCUACGAAAUAUUUAUUUAUGUAUUGAAGCACUUAAGGAAAGUUUUAUAAUACAAGUUGAUGUUGCCGAAGAUUUUGAAGAAUUAUUAACCGAUAAAAUACCUGAUUUAGCUCAACAAUUUCUUCGAUUAAAACGUUUAUUACUUGAAAAUACUUUUACAGAAUUUUGUAACCAUAUUGAAUUAUGUGUUGUUCAAUCAAUAAAUACUUUAAUACAAUUAUUUAUUAGACCAACAAAUCUUAUCUCUAAAAGACAUAAAAAAUUAUUAGAUUAUGAUAGUGCUCAAUCAACUUAUGAAAAAGUUAAAGAUCAACAAUUAAAACAAGCUAAACAAGCACUUGAUUUAUCGAAAGAAACAUAUGAAUUAUUAAAUAAUCAAUUAUUAGAAGAAUUACCCAUUUUAUAUGAAUAUAGUUGUCAAAUAUUAUCAAUAUGUUUAAAAGAAUUUAUACGUGCACAUUUAUAUUUAAUACAACAGAUGCGAACAAAUAUUCAAAUUGUACUUAAUCAAAUAAUACCACCUAUUAAUUUUCAACAAUUAAAUUGGCAAAAAAUUGUUGAUCGUUUUUUUGCUAAGAAUAAUUCAACUGCUGAAGGAUUAAAUCAAUUAACAAUAACAUCAAAGAAUUUUUCUGAAAGGACAAAAAAUUUAUCAACAACACGAAUAUCUCUAUUGAUGAGUAAUCUUUAUAAUUAUGAUAAAGAAAUAUAUAUACAAACAGAUGAAAUUCGAAAUUUAUUAAAAAAUAAUUAUCCAGAAAAAGAUUUAUUUAUUGUUAUUCAAGAUUAUACUAGUAAUUCUUGUAAUAAUCAAUCAACUAAUUCAAAAUCAGAAAUUAUUGUUCAAAAUGUAAUAACACGAGGUUAUAUACCUCGUUCUAUUCUUAUUCCUUUAUCAUCUAUUAAUCAGUCAGAACUUAUAUCUUCUACACCACCAACACCAAUUCGUGAUGAUAUACCAGUAUUUUCACAAGUUUGUUCUCCAUUAUCUCGUGUAAAUUCAAGAUUAAAUUAUGAACAACCUCGAAAAACUUUAACAAGAGCAAAAAAAGAACCUGAAUUAAGUUUAAUUAAUUCUUAUUUUAAUCAUUUAGAAGAUGAAAAUGAACCAAUUUAUUUAAAUCAACUUGAUUGUCAAUCACCAACAGGUGAAAUUGAUGAAAUACAUCAAUAUGCUUCAAUUGAUUUAGAUGAUUCAACUACUCCCAUCUCGAACGAACAAGAACGAAUCUACGUUGCAUUAUAUAAUUUUGAUUGUACAAUUGAUGGUGUUCUUUCAUUACAAAUUGGUGAACAAUUAAAAGUUUUACAACAUUCAGAUGAUAAUAAAAAUGAAGAAUGGUGGUAUGUUGAAAAAAUUAAUGAUACAAGACAACGAGGUUAUGUACCUGCAAAUUAUAUUCAAGCAAUUUAA
Rotaria sp. Silwood2 is the source of this 1809-nucleotide messenger RNA. The record is from the annotation of a GenBank genome assembly. NCBI's taxonomy places the organism in Eukaryota, Metazoa, Rotifera, Eurotatoria, Philodinida, Philodinidae.